Messenger RNA from Trypanosoma brucei brucei TREU927, 2679 nucleotides. RefSeq lists its product as hypothetical. The record is from RefSeq and is a predicted model, not a curated record. Gene Ontology annotation, molecular function: zinc ion binding; nucleic acid binding. The transcript has a single exon. Lineage: Eukaryota; Euglenozoa; Kinetoplastea; Trypanosomatida; Trypanosomatidae. The coding region runs from base 1 to 2679 and encodes 892 amino acids.
AUGUCACAACGAGUGCCACGGCCGCUGCGGUUACUCAACCAGAGCACGUUGCCCGUUGGUCCCCAUGGCGUUGUGAAAAGCCGUACAUCGCCACUUGUUGCUGCGUACAAGCCUUGCGGCUUACCCUACUUUGCCAAAUCCCAGUUGUCAGGAUGCAAUAUCCCUGAUAACGGUUCUAAUGGCAGUGUUUCGGAUUACGGUGGCAGUGCCUCGCGUCUCUUCUCCGCAUCACCGCAGUCCCUUCCCCCCGUGUCACCAGCCGAUGUGAGCGACUCGCUUCUCACACGUUUGACAGACUUACUGUCCCCGGGCUGUGGCAGGCCUCGGAUUGCGCUGCCACUCAUUCAUCCCGCACUAACACGGUACGCUUCAGCCGAUCAACUCAACUCGAUCACGGCUCAGCGAAAGGGAACCACGCUUGUUGCGUGCUGCCCCCAGGAAUUUAUGUUUCUUCGGAAUUGUCAUCGUUUGAACCUCGUGCGAUAUGUGUAUCGGGUGCUCUGCCGUCUUCCGCCAUGUGUCUCUGUCCGUGUGCGGCAAUCAAUUCAACAAGUUGAGGUGUUAAAAGAGGCAAGCGGUCGUGUGUUCAAGAAUCCAUACGUUAGACAAUUCGCAGAGGAGCGGAACAGUGGUGAAUUUGGAGGUAAUGAAAGUGGUAUAUUGCUUGGGGGAUUCCUUCCACCUUGUGCACAACCGCAACCGCUACUGUCUGGCGGGUUUUACAGCAUCCAAGACGCGUCGUUACUCCGUCAUGGCACUGUGACAGGAUACCUCAGUGCUGUGCACAUGCCGUCGGACAUGCAUUGUGCCAUUGAGCAACAGGAGCGGCUCAAAAAACUUUUUCUAGUGCCACCAACGGCGCAACUGAGUAGUGGCCCCAUCAUGACAUCGCAGUUGCAGGAGGAACGUAAUUGUAAUGUUUGCCGGCGGAUGUCGCUACAAGGAGGUGACGUUUUGGAGGCGCAUCCUUGGCUGAGUGACGAUUGUCGACUGCGUGUGUCGCUCGACGUCCGCGCUACGUGCCCGGGUAGACCCGUAUCGCAAUUAGGUGAAGAUAAGGGUCGCACAGUAAGUCGGCUUAUUGGUAAACCCUUCAGGCUAGACUUUCGUUUGGUUAAGCUUAACGAAACGUGUGAACUUGGCUUAUACGAAGUGUCUACCAAUGAUAUGUCGGAUGAGGAAAUUAAAGCUGUCUUCGCCGCGGCUAAUCUCUAUGUUGUUAACGAUUACGUGAACGACCGCUCCCUUGCGGAAGCCAUGACAAACGUCACACAGGAGCUGCACUGCGUCCCUCCUUCUAAGCUCGCAAAUCUGCCAUUGGCCGUUCAACAUUCCCUGAGGAAGGGGCCUCCAGAGGAGUUGGUUGCUGGACCUCUGCUGUUGCACUCACUCCCGGAGCACUCCAUGGACGAACCGACACAGACAGGUACUGAAGUUGCCACACAGCUGCAAAACCACGAGUCCAGGGGGUUGUAUGGAUAUCGGCAUCGGCUUCUACUGGAAGCAUUAGCCCGUGUUGACGGCGGAAGUUAUACCCGUGUCGUUCAGCUGGUUUUUGGCUCUGGGUUGGAGUGCGCGGCUGUUCAUUUUCCUGAUUCAGCGCACGAACCAACCGUGGACGGCGUGCAACAUCUUCUGCAACGCAUGGAAGGGGACGAGUUGACGGAGGCGCACCGUAGAAGCGUUGCUGACCGUCUCUUAUACACUAGUUAUGGGACAUCUUCUGACUGUGAAACGUAUUCGACUCUGCUUCUCCCACAGCAUGGGAAAGAAAAGGAGGGUAAUGUUCUAAACAAAGGAAUGGGAGCAAUUCUUCCUGGGAAGCAUGAGUUAGUGACAGCGUGGAGCAGUGGCCGCCUAACAGGGUUUCGUAGCGAAGAGGUUAGUGAAUUAGUGUGCGUUUACUGCGGGGCUAGUGGUCACGUAUGGAGUGUGUGUCCGCAGGGGCCGCCAUUGUUUCCAGGAACAGCUAAAUCGGAUGACAGUUCGUGCGAGAAAGUCAAUAACAACAAUUUAAUGUCUCUCACAGCGGCUUCACUAUCCAAUGAAUCGGCUGUGAUCACAACCUUGGACGAAGUAGUGGAUGCCAUUGCAGCAGGUAACGAUUCGCCUCACGGCGACGCCGGAAUCGUUUCAAUUCCAAAUGUUGCUCCUACUCAGGAAUUUAACCCGCAUGCGUGGCGUCGUAACGAGCAACGACCGAAACUACAUCGAAGUAGAGCACGUUGUGCGUACUGCAGUGGGAAACAUCACAUCUCUCAGUGUCCCAAGCUCCCUGGAGGCGACAGUGUGGAUGGUGAGGUGCCGUGCGAUGACCAAACUGUCCGUAUUGACCGCGAGCAGAUUCGUGCUAACGCAGAGAGUUUGUUCUGCAUUAAAUGUGGUGAGUACGGACACUUGUACACAAAGUGCACCAGAAUCCCCGAAGGGCUGCACACCGCCGUGAACUGUCCCAUUUGCCUGCUUUCACUUCGGAAGGUUCAUCAUAGUCCUUCUCAAUGCCCACGGCGCGUUACCGCACCACAAGAUUAUUCCUCUAGUGGCUUACCCAUGCGUCUCCUGCGGAAUGGUAGCGAUGGCGAACGGCAUAAGAAAAUGAGUGGUUAUGUUAAGAAGAGGGGUGGUAAGGGCUCGGCUGUUCUGCUUUCAGAUAGCUUUCUUUCACAAAAAGGGCGUUAG